AAACAAACAGAAAACAUUGAAAAUAACACCCAACAGAAAAGAAAAAAAGAAAGAAGAAAACUCUCUCUCUCUCUCCACACCCAUCUUCCUUCCCCCUUUCUUUCACCUUGCUUCCCUUCUCUCACUCUAUCCCUCAACCAACAACAAAGCCCAAAUGAAAUGACCUUUUCUUUCUGGCCUCUCUACAACCGAGCAUCCCAUUCCUUCCUUCUCUGCCAUUCUUAACCCUUCCUUCUCCUCCGCCAUUUUUCAGCUGCUUAGGCUCAACCCCUCUUUAGUCCCUUUUCUCCUCUCUUCACAUCGAGCUGCUUUCUGGGUCCGUGCAAUUGAGAAAUGUGGGAUGCUUCAGGCAUUGAUGAAUCUGCUUUCCUUAUGCUUCAGGCCGUUCGGUCGGAGUGACGGCGGCGGCGGCGGCGGCGGGAAGGAAGGCUUGCUUUGGUACAGGGAUGUUGGCAAGUAUGGGGCGGGGGAUUUCUCAAUGGCUGUCGUACAAGCGAAUCAAGUCCUCGAGGACCAGAGCCAGAUCGAGUCGGGUUCCUUUGGAACCUUCGUCGGAGUCUACGACGGCCAUGGCGGGCCCGAAGCUGCUCGCUAUGUCUGCGAUCACUUGUUCAGAAACUUUCGAGCGAUAUUGGCGGAGAGAGAAGGAGGUGUUGUGACUGCCGACACCAUCUCGAGAGCAUUUCGAGUCACUGAGGAAGGGUUCACCUCGGUGGUCUCGGAGAUGUGGAGCUCUCGGCCUCAGUUUGCUACUGUAGGAUCUUGUUGUCUGGUUGGAGUGGUAUAUCAGCAGACACUUUUCAUCGCGAACCUAGGGGAUUCUCGCGCUGUAUUGGGGAAGAAGGUUGGGAAUACUGGUGGAAUGGCGGCUAUACAGUUAUCAACCGAGCAUAAUGCGAGCCUUGAGGCCAUCAGGCACGAGCUUAAGGAGUUGCACCCGGAUGAUCCGCAGAUUGUCGUGCUGAAGCAUGGAGUUUGGAGAGUGAAAGGAAUCAUUCAGGUCUCGAGAUCUAUAGGAGAUGUAUACAUGAAACAUGCGCGGUUUAACAGGGAACCAAUAAACGCAAAAUUUAGACUUCCGGAACCAAUGAGCAUGCCUAUCAUGAGUGCCAGUCCCACCAUCCUGACUCAUCCUCUCCAUCCGAGCGAUUCAUUUAUUAUAUUUGCAUCUGAUGGUCUGUGGGAACACUUGAGCAAUGAAAAAGCUGUGGAUAUCGUACACAGCCAUCCACAUGCAGGGAGCGCGAAGAGACUGGUGAAGGCGGCACUCCAAGAAGCAGCGAGGAAAAGGGAGAUGAGGUACUCGGACUUGAGGAAGAUCGACAAGAAGGUGAGGCGCCAUUUCCACGACGACAUAACAGUCAUAGUUUUGUUCUUGAAUCACGAUCUUAUAUCUAGAGGCAGCGUCGUAGAUCCUCCAGUCUCCAUUCGCAGUGCUUUGGAGCACUGAGAUAAGUAAGAAAACUCUCUUCCAUCAUGUCUGUAGAGCGGCUGUUUCCUGAAGGGGGUGGGGAAAGCCCAGGAAAGAAAAUUCUGAUACUAAUUGCUGAGAAUGGACUUUGAUCUUCUUCUUUUUUAAGUCCCAGGGAAUUUGUAUAAUCAUGUUCAGAGAGGAAAGAAAUGGUGAACUUCUUUUAAUUGGGUAGUGAACGAUUUUUUUUUCCAUGUAUACCUGGUCCCUGAUGUAUUCUUCUACUAUUAUUUACUUCAAUGAAUCUCUUCCCCCCACGAAUUUAGAUUAGCUGAUGCUGCAUGUGUUCUU
Molecule: messenger RNA, 1762 nt
Organism: Linum tenue
Lineage: Eukaryota; Viridiplantae; Streptophyta; Magnoliopsida; Malpighiales; Linaceae
Source: the annotation of a GenBank genome assembly